Molecule: messenger RNA, 3317 nt
Organism: Python bivittatus (Burmese python)
Lineage: Eukaryota; Metazoa; Chordata; Lepidosauria; Squamata; Pythonidae
Source: RefSeq, a predicted model, not a curated record
CCUCUUCUCCAGUCGGCAGCCGCCGCUUUGGUGCUCGGGGUGCGCCUGCAGUUCUCCCUCUUGCUGCGCCGCCAUGGCCGCCUACAGCAAGUUCCUCACCGCGCGCUACUCCACCAUGGCCGGCGCCGCCGCCGCCGCUUGCGCUCUGCUCUGCCUACUCACCAAGCGGCGUAAAGCCGCCGCCGCCGCCGCCCAACACGGAAAGAAAAAUGGAAAAAAUUUACCCAGCAAUGAGAAAGAAGUCAAGAAAGAGCGAGCUGUCGUGGAUAGAGUAUUUUUUGCAAGAAUUUGUCAAAUCCUGAAAAUUAUGGUCCCUAGGACAUUUUGUAAAGAGACAGGUUAUUUGAUACUUAUUGCCAUUAUGUUGAUACUUCGCACGUAUUGUGACAUUUGGAUGAUUCAGAAUGGUACAGUUAUUGAGAGUGCUAUCAUUGGCCGCAGUAGAAAAGAUUUCAAGAGGUACUUGUUCAACUUCAUCGCUGCCAUGCCUGCAAUUUCCCUAGUGAAUAACUUCUUGAAAUAUGGGCUAAAUGAGCUUAAAUUAUGUUUCCGUGUGCGACUUACCAAGUAUCUUUAUGAGCAGUAUCUACAGAGUUACACGUACUACAAAAUGGGCAAUCUAGACAACAGAAUCGGUAAUCCUGAUCAGCUACUUACACAAGACGUCGAAAAAUUUUGUAACAGCGUAGUAGACCUAUAUUCAAACCUCAGCAAGCCAUUUUUGGACAUCGUUCUAUAUAUCUUCAAACUAACAAGUGCAAUAGGAGCACAGGGCCCUGUUUCUAUGAUGGCCUACCUGAUUUUUUCAGGCUUUUUCCUUACACGCUUAAGAAGACCUAUUGGUAAAAUGACUAUUACAGAACAAAAAUAUGAAGGAGAGUAUAGAUAUGUCAAUUCACGGCUCAUUACAAACAGCGAGGAAAUUGCUUUUUAUCAUGGGAAUCAAAGGGAAAAACAGACAAUUCACAAAACUUUCCACAAACUGGUAGAACACCUGCACAAUUUCAUUUUGUUCCGGUUUACAAUGGGCUUUAUAGAUACCAUUGUUGCUAAAUACCUUGCUACCGUAGUUGGCUACCUGGUUGUUAGCCGUCCGUUUCUAAACUUGUCUCAUCCACGUCAUCAGAAUAGUACCCAUGCAGAACUUUUGGAGGAUUACUACCAAAGUGGAAGAAUGUUACUGAGAAUGUCUCAAGCCCUUGGCAGAAUAGUUCUAGCUGGUCGUGAAAUGACUCGAUUGGCUGGCUUCACAGCUCGAAUCACAGAAUUAAUGCAAGUUCUGAAGGAACUAAACAGUGGGAAAUAUCAACGAACCAUGCUAGCACAAGAAAAAGAAUUAGAUCUAAAGCAAGCUACCCCAUUGAUUCCUGGUACAGGACGGAUUGUCAUAACAGAUAACAUUAUCAAGUUUGAUCAUGUUCCGUUGGCAACACCAAAUGGCGAUAUGUUGAUUAAAGAUCUCAAUUUUGAGGUGCGAUCUGGUGCAAAUGUUCUGAUUUGCGGGCCAAAUGGAUGUGGAAAGAGUUCUCUCUUCCGUGUCCUUGGUGAACUGUGGCCUCUGUUUGGUGGCUGUCUAACUAAACCUGAGAGAGGAAAGUUGUUUUAUGUUCCCCAGAGACCGUAUAUGACACUUGGAACAUUGAGAGACCAAGUAAUCUAUCCAGACACUAUAGAAGAUCAAAAAAGGAAAGGAAUUUCUGACCAGGUGCUAAAGGAGUAUUUAGAUAAUGUCCAGUUGGGUCAGAUCUUGGAACGUGAAGGAGGCUGGGAUAGCAUUCAAGACUGGAUGGAUGUUCUCAGUGGAGGAGAGAAACAGAGAAUGGCGAUGGCUAGAUUAUUCUACCAUAAACCGCAGUUUGCAAUUCUGGAUGAAUGUACUAGUGCCGUUAGUGUUGAUGUAGAGGGCUACAUCUACAGCCAUUGUCGGAAAGUUGGCAUCACUCUCUUCACUGUUUCUCACAGAAAAUCACUCUGGAAGCACCAUGAUUUUUAUCUUCACAUGGAUGGAAGAGGAAACUAUGAAUUCAAGAAAAUUACUGAAGAGACAGUUGAGUUUGGUUCAUAACCUCCCCCCCAUCAGCAACCAUGACUGUUAACAAUACUGGACAUGGAAAGGCAGUGUACAUUGUGAUAUAGCAAAGCUGCUUGACUUAUUCUUUAAACUGAUUACUAGGAAUAUGAUAACAAGUUGUCAGUACAUUUACUAUUAUGUAGAAUAUUACUAAUUUGUGUUCAUGUUGGUUUAAUUAUUAAUAUGCUCUAAGAAUGUUCUUAUUCUUGUGUUGUUUUUAAUCUGCCUAAAUUAAAUUGGGCUUAAAUCACUGUAAUGUUGAUUCAUCCUGGGAUGUACACAGUCUGAAGUCAGCUAAUUUGACUUCUGUUUGACCAUACUUCCUCUGGGGAAGGCCCUUAUUAAAAUUAGAUUCACUACCUCUUCUCUGCCCAUUACAAUAGACAUGAAUUUCUACAUCAAAUCCUAAUAUAUCAGUUCAUUGUAUGUACUCUUUUCAGGUUAGGACUUACGGUAUUACUGCAACAUUGUACAGGUUAGUUGGCUUUUCCAUUAGCCAAGGCUGUGGAGACCUUCUGUUCGCAGCAAUGCUGGAUUGAUGGGAGAAAUGACCCUUAGAAUUCCUUUCUAAAGAGAUGAAUUCAGUAUCCUGUGGCCAUUGCUGCUCACUGCUCUUUGAUUCGAUCCUUCCAUUUGUUUUUCCAGCUCAGCACAAAUAAAGUAACAAUAUUCCAUUUGGCCUUUAUAUUCCAAUUUCAGAAGGACAAAUAAGAGGAAUGAGAACGGAACAAUUAAAGAGGAAAGAAAGCAAAACUAAAAAAACAGGAACCAAAAUCCUUGUUCUGAAAUAAAGAUCAUGGACGUUCUCACUUACGAGAGGUCUGAUCUCUUUGUAAUCUGUAGGAAGUAGCAUGCAGGUUCUAAAUGAAAUGCCUUACAUAUCUGCCACAAGGAUUUGGGUUUUUCAGAGAAGAUAUUUGCUUACUGGACAUUUUUCAACCUGGCAUGUAGGUCUGUGAUGUGUGAUUUUUAAAAAUAAUGAAAAAUGUGUAAUGCUGGAGACACAGUAGUUCAGAGUCACCAAGGAACAGUUCAGUCUUUCAGAACUAAUUUACAGUACUUGAAUUGUUUGGCUUCCUAUAAAUAAGCACUUUCGAAACUGGCAUGUGGUAAUAGUUGCUUAAGAUGAAUAUAAAUUAUUGUCCAGGUUUAGUGACAUAGAUGGGUUUGGCAGAUGUGAGUUGGUUAGUCUCUCUGUGCAGUUGACUACCGUUCAUUUUAUAAGAAUUCCUUAAAAGCUGUGCUG